Molecule: messenger RNA, 1415 nt
Organism: Quercus robur (English oak)
Lineage: Eukaryota; Viridiplantae; Streptophyta; Magnoliopsida; Fagales; Fagaceae
Product: DEAD-box ATP-dependent RNA helicase 21-like
Exons: 1
Coding region: 1-1104 (367 amino acids)
Biological process (GO): mRNA splicing, via spliceosome
Cellular component (GO): catalytic step 2 spliceosome
Molecular function (GO): ATP binding; RNA binding
Source: RefSeq, a predicted model, not a curated record
AUGUUUACUUAUAACCACACAACAGUAUCUAGGCUACCUCCAAUGAGUGAAGAGAACGAGGCCGAAGGGCCUUAUGCCGUUGUAAUGGCACCCACUCGUGUGCUUGCUCAACAGAUCGAGGAAGAAACUAAUAAGUUUGCUAAGCAUUUGGGGAUCAGAGUGGUCUCCAUUGUUGGUGGGCAAUCCAUUGAGGAACAAGGGUUUAGGAUUAGGCAAGGGUGUGAGGUUGUCAUUGCUACGCCGGGGCGUUUGAUUGAUUGUUUGGAGAGGCGUUACCCGGUUCUCAAUCAGUGUAAUUAUGCUGUUCUUGAUGAGGCUGAUCGUAUGGUAGAUAUGGGAUUUGAGCCACAGGUUAUGGGCGUGUUGGAUGCAAUGCCUUCUAGCAAUUUGAAACCCAAAAACGAAGACGAAGAGCUUGAUGAGAAGAAGAUUUAUAGAACCACUUAUAUGUUUAGUGCCACCAUGCCGCCUGCAGUGGAGUGCCUUGCUAGAAAGUAUCUGAGGAAUCCUGUUGUGGUAACUAUAGGCACUGCUGGAAAGACCACCGAUUUGAUAUCCCAACAUGUGAUGAUGGUUAAGGAAUCGGAGAAGUUUUCUAGGUUACAAAGAUUGCUUAACGAACUUGGUGAUAGGACUGCAAUUGUGUUUGUUAACACUAGGAAGAAUGCAGAUAAUGUUGCCAAGAACUUGGAUAAGGCAGGCUAUCGUGUUACAACCUUACAUGGUGGAAAGUCGCAGGAGCAGAGGGAAAUUAGUCUUGAGGGGUUUAGGACAAAAAGAUACAAUGUCCUCGUUGCCACCGAUGUUGCGGGGCGUGGGAUUGACAUACCCAAUGUCGCCCAAGUCAUAAAUUUCGAUAUGCAUGGGAGUAUUGACACAUACACGCAUCGUAUUGGACGAACAGGACGUGCAGGCAAGACGGGUGUGGCCACUACAUUCUUGACUCUUUCAGACUCUGAUGUCUUCUAUGAUCUCAAGCAGAUGCUUAUCCAGAGUAACAGUAGUGUUCCUAAUGAACUUGCAAGACACGAGGCUUCCAAGUUCAAGCCGGGUUCAGUUCCUGAUAGACCACCAAGACGCAAUGACUACGUUUUUGCCCAUUGAGAAAGUUCGAAGCUUGUGAAGACACUUUUAGGCGAAGUCUCCGUGUCAAUUGUGCCAUAUGACAGUUUUUAGUAGCUUAUACUUAGUGAUUCAGGCAAGGAACUGCAAUAGAUAAUAGGAUUUUUGGGACCUGAUUGUUAAGACCUGCCUUCCUUGAAGGGGGAAUUUAUGUCAUUACAUUUUUCUGCUGUAGUAUAUUUGCUGUUCUGCUGAUUAUUUAUUGUAGGAAUAUCUGCACGAUGAUAUCAGUUGAGAAUGCUGUAUUUGAUCUCUGAUUUUAUUUCAACUGUAUUGUAGGUUUGUUUAUUCAA